AUCCACAUAGAAAGUUACCGCACUUGCUGGAAAAUGGGAGAUGAAAACCACAUUCCUCACAACAAUGAUUACAAAACCAUCUCAGUUGAAGCAGGAGCUCAUGAUGCUAACUUCCAUGCGCCUCUCGUUUCCUCUUACAAUGAUCGAAUUCGUCCAAUUCUUGAUGCUUUUGAGGAUCUAAGGCGUCUCAACAUCACCAAACAAGGCAUACAACUCCCAACCAUUGUCGUCGUUGGCGACCAAUCUUCCGGCAAGUCUAGUGUCCUUGAAUCUCUUGCCGAAAUUACCUUGCCCCGUGGACAAGGUAUCUGCACUAGAGUACCCUUGAUCAUGAGGCUCCAACACCAUCCACUCCCAAAACCAGAGCUUGUGCUGGAGUACAAUGGGAAAAGUGUUUCCACGGAUGAGUCCCGUGUCUCCGACGCUAUUAGAAUAGCCACUGAUGUGCUUGCAGGUGAAGGCAAAGGGAUUUCUAAUUCUCCAUUAACUUUGCUGGUCAAGAAGAACGGUGUUCCUGAUCUCACAAUGGUUGAUCUUCCUGGUAUAACUCGGGUCCCAGUUCAUGGCCAACCUGAGAAUAUCUAUGACCAGAUAGUGAACAUCAUAAUGGAGUAUAUAAGGCCAGAGGAAUCCAUCAUCCUCAAUGUGUUGUCUGCAACUGUUGAUUUUUCUACUUGUGAAUCCAUUAGGAUGUCACAGAGUGUUGACAAGAAAGGAGUCAGGACUCUUGCUGUGGUCACAAAGGUUGAUAAGGCUCCAGAGGGUCUUCUAGAGAAGGUUAUGGCUGAUGAUGUCAACAUUGGUCUUGGCUAUGUUUGUGUCAGAAACCGCAUUGGCAAUGAGUCCUAUGAAGAAGCAAGAAUGGCAGAAGAAACACUCUUCCGAACUCAUCCAUUGCUAUCCAAUAUUGAUAAGUCCAUAGUUGGUGUCCCAGUUUUGGCACAGAAGCUGGUUCAAAUCCAAGCCAAUAGCAUUUCCAAACUAUUCCCUGAGAUUGUUAAGAAGAUCAAUGACAAACUCAGUUCUCAUGUCUCUGAACUGGAGAAACUUCCCAAGAGUUUGACUUCUGUGGCUGCAGCUAUGUCUGCAUUCAUGCAUAUUAUUGGAUCGGCCAAAGAGUCGCUAAGGAAGAUUCUCCUAAGAGGAGAAUUCGAUGAAUACCCUGAUGACAAGCACAUGCAUUGCACUGCUCGGCUGGUUCAGAUGCUUGAUCAGUACUCAAAUGAUCUCCACAACUAUCAGGAAAGUGAUUCAACCAAGAAGAACUUCUUGAUGGAGGAAAUCAAGGUGCUGGAAGAAGCCAAAUGGAUUGGACUCCCAAACUUCGUGCCACGCAGCACUUUUCUUACUCUGCUACAAAACAGAGUGAAGGCAAUAUCAAGGAUCCCGGUUGAGUUCAUUGAGAGGGUUUGGGACUACCUACAAGAAGUGGUGGUUACUGUUUUGGUAAACCAUUCAGAACACUAUCACCAACUUCAAGUGGCUGUGCGAAGAUCAGUGCAGAAUGUUAUUUCCAACAUGAAGGAUAAGUCUAUGAAACAUGUGAUGGAGGUUGUUGAAAUGGAAAAGAUAACAGAUUACACUUGUAACCCCGAAUACGUUCGCGAUUACAAGAAGCUCAUGGCUAAUGAGAUUGAAUUCACAGAAGAUGUUUUGCAUUGCAAGGGUAAUACUAAAAACCCAUGUUGGGUGAAUCUUGAAGGUUUUGGAGAAGUUGAGGUUAGUCAUCUGAGGCAGUAUCCAUGUUUGAUUUCUCAGGCUUUUGACUUGAGAAUGAGGCUAAUUUCCUAUUGGAAGAUCGUGCUGAGAAGGAUUAUUGAUAGCACUGCAUUGCAUUUGCAGUUCAAUAUUAACAGCCUUGUGAACAAGGAUCUUGGAGAGAAAAUUGUGAAUGAGAUGGUGAAUCCAUAUGCUGGUGGAAUUGAGAGGUUGUUGGAGGAAAGUCCGUCGAUUGCGAGUAAGCGCGACAGGCUUAAGAAGAGUGUAGAAGUGCUCAGGGAAAGCAAGGAUGUUGUGGCUCGAAUCAUGGAUAGAAUUUCUGCUGAUGCAGAUUAGAAUUUGCA
Arachis stenosperma is the source of this 2063-nucleotide messenger RNA. Its product is annotated as dynamin-related protein 4C-like. Gene Ontology annotation, molecular function: microtubule binding; GTP binding; GTPase activity. Bases 34 to 2055 code for a protein of 673 amino acids. Lineage: Eukaryota; Viridiplantae; Streptophyta; Magnoliopsida; Fabales; Fabaceae. The record is from RefSeq and is a predicted model, not a curated record. Gene Ontology annotation, cellular component: microtubule; cytoplasm; membrane. The transcript has 2 exons.